CCGAUUGCCCGGAUGUGUACGGUCGUCUCAAGACCAUCCCACAUUUACAUUUCACUUACUCACCCCUCCCCAAGAUUAAAAAAAAACCGAAAAUUUUCCUGUACAAAUUCACAAGGGAAGCAGACAUCUAACAAUCAUCCUGCCAUCCUCCUAAUACCGUAUCCGCAGACGACGACGUACCCAGUCACCGUCAUGAACCCGACUUGACACCGUAUCCUUCGUCCAAAUGUUCCUCGAGACAGAAUGAGCCAACUUGUACUAGCUUGUUUUGUCUUUGUUUUCACGUUAGCGGGAAACUUAGGGAUCUCUGUAUCAAUCUUACAGCUAAAGCGCCGCGAAGAAGGGAGAUUUCAAGACAGGACCCGACACAAUGAUGUUUUAUUCUUGGGUCUUACAAUUGGCAAUUUGCUGGGAAAUCUCCUCGUAUUCCCGCCGCUAUUUUACAUGUACGAUAUGGCUGAGAGAGGCAUGGAUAUUCCUGGAAGCCUCUGUGUUGUUAUUGGGAGCCUGGAGGCGUUUUAUUUCACAUACUCCGCUGUAUUAGUGGCUCUGCAACACGUACAUCACCUAUUUUCCAUCGUAUUUCCUUUUCAAUAUUUAAUAUAUUCACGGAAAAAGCACAGUAAAAUUCCGAAAUUUUGCAUAUGUGUUUCAUUCCUCAUUGCAGCUGCUUCAACGACAAUUUCUGCAACCGUCGAACCAAAAUCAUAUAAGUAUAUUCAUGGCUUUGGAAAUGUGACAUUUUAUUGUGUUCCAGACUUUACAUCUUCUUGGAAGUUUAUGCCAAUUACAAUAGUUGGUGUAAUUUGUUUGCUGGUGACUUUUGGGAUCUAUGGGCGAAUAUUAUUUGAGUUUGUCAAGAUAAAAGAACACCAAAAUCAGAUAGGUCGUGUAUACAACGGAUGCUGUGUUUGUCUUGGUUUUCCCUCCGGGUCUUGUUUUAUUAUUGCAAAAGGCAUACUGUAUUUCACAUGGGGCCCUCUAACGAUCAUGUUGGUACUAAACAAAUGGUCUGAGGGUUACCACAUAGCUCCAGAGGCUUACAUCAUCACACAUGCCAUGCUGUUCAUCCCACCACUACUUGGCCCUAUUGUUUUCUACUCCACACACAAUGAUCUCCAAGAAGUGUGUAACGAAGCAUUAUGCAAGCUACUGAGUAAGACUACAUAUCAGCCUAAUAGACAAGAUGGAAACCAAGGUGCUCCAGUUGUCUUUGAAUUGGCAUGCCGUCCAUAACUCACAGAUUGUAUUUUAAAACAUCGACACAAGUACCAUGACUGUUGUGAAAAGGUUUCGAGGAUUACAGAAGAAGCAUGUGGUCUCUACUAUAGAAAUAAAAGUAAUUAGUACCACCAGCAAAGUAUCUGCUAAAGAAGUGUUCAAGAUUUCGCACAUCUAAAAAUUAAGGAGGUCUGUUAACUGACUAUACCAUUAGCAUAUUAUACCAUUAACAGAUUGUUGUUAUUGUAAUUGAUUACUAUUAUUAUUGUUGUAGCUGUUUUGUUGUUGUAUUUUAAAAUCCAUCGGCUAUGCUUA
Messenger RNA from Nematostella vectensis (starlet sea anemone), 1536 nucleotides. RefSeq lists its product as uncharacterized. Gene Ontology annotation, cellular component: membrane. The record is from RefSeq and is a predicted model, not a curated record. NCBI's taxonomy places the organism in Eukaryota, Metazoa, Cnidaria, Anthozoa, Actiniaria, Edwardsiidae. Bases 244 to 1236 code for a protein of 330 amino acids. The transcript is spliced from 3 exons. Gene Ontology annotation, biological process: G protein-coupled receptor signaling pathway. Gene Ontology annotation, molecular function: peptide binding; G protein-coupled receptor activity.